CAAAAGUGAAAUGUCUGGCGUUUAGCCGGUUUUUGUAAUUUAUUGCAUAAGAUGAGUAAAGCGAGAAGACGAGUAACAGUGGAUAUUGAAAAAACAGUUCCUGAUGAUCCAGGGAAGAGAAAGCCGAGCGUAUUUGAACGAUUAGGUCCAGGUGGCGCUCAAAGAAAAUACGAAGAACCGAGGAGCGAUUCUCAAUACCUGGACAAGUGUCGCAAUUGGUUACUCACUGGUACAUGUGUUUUUGGUUCACAGUGCAAGUUCCAGCAUGGCCCGUUCAUUGGGAAACGCAAAGCAAAGAGCAGCACAAGCCGAAAGGAGGACAGUCCGGAUGAGCUGCGUCUUCGCGUGAAAUCCCACCAUGCCGACAGUGACUCCGCCUCCCCCGACCCCCACAUGAGGCUGAAACGAGACGAGAUGAAAAUCAAAUCAACGGUAGUCGUCAAGAAGUCGAACGCUCACGACAGCGGGGACGAGACCGAAGAUUCCGAUAACUGGGCUGUAGACAAACUCGACUAUAAGAAGGAACUCGAGUUGGAACAGAAGCGACAACAGCUGCAGCGUGAACUAAGUCAACUGGUAGAUAUGGAUGAUGAGCGUGAAAACAUCACCAUCGAAAAGAAACUUCCAAAACCACCAGAACAGGUUGUGUGCCACGGGACUGGAAGUGUGCCAGUGUUACAGCCAUAUAUAAAGAGACCAGUCAGUGAUAAAUCUGAUUCCGAUCACAGUCCAGACCGGGACCGCUUUAUGUCCAAGAAGAAAUCUCCAAUGACAAUGUACAUGAAGAAGGACAAGAAGAAGAAACACAAACAGAGAUCUCCGGUGUCUAGAUCGCCGAGCCCUGUCGAGUCACCUGUCAAAUUAAAGGGACACAAAAAGAAGUAUGACAAGGAAGAGGAUACCCCACACAAGACAAAGCAUAAGAAAUCAAAGAAACUUCUGAGAAAGCAGAUGGAAAAAUCUCCCGAAAUUGGAGCCCUCAGGACGAAAAAGAAACACUCGCCAAAACAACCAGACAUAAAACUAGCCAAGAGUGGACUCGGUUUGCCACCCGUGAAGCUUUCACCCGACAAAUUGUUAAGACGAUCAAGAUCACCUUUAAAGUCGGACCGGCACAAAGCACACCACACCAGGUCUCGAACACGGAGUUUGUCCAUUUCUCCCGAACCGGUCCCUAAACCAAAGGGAAUCCCUGACUUCAUCCGGGAAGGACUGAAAGAAGGGAAGUAUAAAAUUAAGAAGAGGAAGGAAAAAAUACGAGAAGAUUCACCACACUCGGACCAUGACCAAAAGUCGUACCAGAACAAAAAGAAAAUAUCGCCGAUGAAAAUAAAGAAGAAAAUUAAGACGAAGCACGAUGUUGCCGUUCCGAAGAUAAAAGACGAUAUCGAGGAAGAUUUGCCAGAGCGGCACACGGAUUCGGAAGGACGGUCGGGAAGUUCCGAGUCAUACUCGAGAAGACGGGAGGAAGAAUCGCGGGAACAGAAAGAUCGAGAAACCCAGGAGCUGAAGCAGAGAGCUACUGAUCGACAUGAGAGACGGGAUCGGGCUAGAACGCCGUCUCCAAAGGACCGUGGAAGAUCUGCAUAUCAGGAAACUUCAGAGAGAAGUAAGAAAAGCAGUAUGGACCGAAAGCGCGAAAGGCGUGAGGAAUUUGAAUUGAAUUACAAAAACAUAAGCCAAAAGACCAAGUAUGGAACAUCACCGAAAGCUUACCCACCAGAGGAAUAUUCAUCUCCUGUUACCGAACGAAGGGACCGGUCUCCUGAUGAUAGAUCACGGUCACGGCAAGAUAGGUACAAAGAAUCGGAAAGAGACAAUAGGAGGAGGGACGUCCGUCCUGCGGACGACAGACGAGUUCCGCGAGACCCGGCUUUCAGGACAGAGGAGUUUGAUGUUCGCGGCCGCAGUCCGUCGAAUCAUUCGCGGGAACGCGGUGAUCGCAAAGAGCGAGUGGAUCGCCCUGGCAACGCAAAUCUUCCUGAGAGAGGAGCAGAGCGCUACGGUUCGGCCGACUAUCGACCGGGACAGGAUCCCCGAGGCAGGUUUGAGGAAGGGUAUCUACCUCCAUUCCCCGAGCAUCCCGAUUUAGAGCGACCGCGCUACCCAGCAGACCGAGAACCAUUUGAUCCACGCACUGGUCGACUGAGACCAGAUCCGAGGCAAGAUCCAAGACAGGAUCCGAGGCAAGAUCCAAGACAGGAUUUGAGACCAGAUCAGAGACAGGAUCCAAGACAAGACCCAGGUUUUGAUCGGAGUCGACGGGAUGAUGGCAGCCGUGACAGAUACAACCGGUUUCCGGAUGACAGACCACGACCUGAAAACUUUGAAGGAUUUGAUCGACGACCUGAAUACAGUGAGCGGAGCAGAGGAAGGGGACGCAGGGGUGGGUAUGAAAGGCGAUAUGACCCACCUCCACCACCACCACCACCACCGCCACCACCACCGCCACCACCACCGUUCGAAGACGAUCGUCCGAGCCGGAGGUCUGAAUGGGAUGACCACAGGCCAGGGGAACCUUUCAGACAAGACCGCGAAUGGCCGGGACGUCCCGAAGGAAGACGCGACCCGUCCCGAGAUGAACGGUAUGAGGGACGCCGAGGAGACGACCGCAGACCAGACAGCCGACCGUUUAGCCGAGAGGGUGAAGAACCGAUCGCCCGCGGCAGACCGGAGUGGAGAGAGAGGAUCGAUGGCUCUACAGACCGACGACCGCCAGAGUUCCGAGACGAAAGAGUGGAUCCAAGAAGCGAAGCACUAGGCAGAGUGGAUGACCGGGGAAGAGAGAGAGAAAGAGAGAGGGGUACCUCUCCUGCCCAUCCACCUGAGUGGGCUGGGUUGCGGGAGGGACGUGGUUACGAGAGGGGGGCCAGAGAUGACCGUGCUCCAGCUCCGGGCUUCAGAGACGAACGUGGAAACAAAGGCAGUCGUAGAGAUGGCGAGAGAGGUUUCCGAGAUGACCGGGAGAGCCAGAGAGACGAUAAACGAUAUGAUGCCAAGAGGAGUGCUCCGGAUGACAAGUUACCAAGGGAUGAACGCGGGCCAAGAGAUGAUCGUGGAAUAAGAGAUGAACCGCCGAGAGAGGAGAGAACUCCAAGAGAUGACAGAACUCCUAGAGAUGACAGAACUCCAAGAGAUGACAGAACUCCUAGAGAUGACAGAACUCCAAGAGAUGAAAGAACUCCAAGAGACGACAGAACACCUAGAGAAGAAAGACUUCCUAGAGAGGACAGAACUCAAAGAGAAGACAGAAUCAGAGAGGACAGAACUCCUAGAGAGGAGCGGAGCGAGAGAGAUGCCCAGAUUCCAAGGACAGAUGACAGAAGUAAGAUGGAGAGGGUAGAGCGAGACGGAAGUAAACCCCGAGACAAGCGAAGUAAGGACGCUUAUUCUCGCAGUUUGGAUGUCGAGCCUCAGGAAGCUCGGGCGAGGAAAGACGAGAGAGGGACUACCAAAGAUGAAGACUUGAAGAGUGACGCCACAAGACCCGAGAGGGUCAAGGAAAGCAAGAGGGAUGAGAGUUCGGACUAUAAGUACAGAGAUGCUAAAGAUAAAGACAAACAUAUUUCUGAAGACACUCAAAGACACGACAGAAACAGAGACGAUGGUUCCAGCAGAGAUUCGAAAUCCAAGCUUGAUGAGAGCGUUGGGAAGGAUGGAAGGAAGAGGUGGAAGGCACACAAGAAGACUGCAAAGUGGCCUCCUCGUAGUUUUGAUGAUGUAGAUAGUGAUGGAGAGACUGUAGAGGAACCAGCAAAGGAAACAAAAAAAGAGGACAAACGAAAUGUGGGUGAAGAAAUCAAAUCCAAAUCCCCCCUUCCUCACGGCUCAUCUCGGAAGGGAAGCCGGUCUCCACGGAAACGCAGCCGGUCUCCCUCAAAACACACACUGUCUCCUUCGUCCAAGAGGAGUCGAUCGCCGGCGUCAAAACGAAGACGGUCUCCGUCAAAACACAGCCGAUCUGCGUCCAAGCGUGACCGGUCGCUGGACUCCAAACACUCCCACGCAUCGUCGAGACGCCACCGGUCGCGCUCGCCCGCUCACAAACGAUCUCGCGACCUCUCCCCGGCGGGUUCGUACCACGGACAGGCAGGGGUUGGGGGUCGCCGACCAGAUAAGAGUGUUUCCGGUUUGAAAGCCCCGCGAGACGAGGAGUCUGAUCAUGAGGAGAAGCGCAGCACAGCCGGGAGUCUCGACCUGGAGAGGAAGAACAGGAGGAGGGAAAGUAACUCUGAGGUUGUUAGAAAGGACAAGGCUAAAAGUCUAAGUCCCCAACCAGCAUCAAGAAAAGUGGACGAUACGUUUUCUAAAUCGGAUAAGGUAGCUAAGAGAAAACGAUCGACAUCUGGCACAAGUGCGAGACCCCAAGACGUCCAUGAUAAGAAAGACGAAGUUAAGAGAAGACGACUUAGUGACAAGGAUAAAGAAUCUAAACUACCAGUUGAUGAAGAAGUAAAGAAAUCUGUAGUUACCUCCCCUGACAAGAAAUCACUGCAUGAUAGUGAUAUGGAAGGGAACCUGGGAACCGAAUCGGAUGCGGAGGGAGACGUGUUCAGUGACUGGUCGGAAGAUGACAUUGCAGACAACAUCCUCAACCAGGAAGACGAGAAACUGUUGGCUGCACAAAAAGCAAAGAAUGAGCCUCCAACUGAUGAAGCGUUGCAGCGUGUCAAGGAUGACCGAGCGCGACGAAGCCCUAGCAACAGUAGUCGUGGAAGCAGGUCAAGCCGGAGGUCAAAGGACCGGGGUGUGAGACCGUCACGAGACAGUGGGUCUCGUUACAGGGACGAGAAAGUUAAAGAGCUUAGUUCGGGAAAAGGAGAUGCCAAAGAGAGAAGUGUCAAGGAGGUGGAGCUGGAGCAGACUAGUGACAGAGCUAGAGUUCCUUCAUCUCAGAGUGAGGAUGUGAGAAAAGAAGUUGAUGUAGGUUUGCCAGAAUAUGAAUCGAUUUCCUCUGACGAAGAGGAGUUCCUGGAAGAAGUGCCUCCUAAGCCAAGCAUUGCAGACCUUCUUUCCAUUGAUUGGUCAAGUCUGAAACAGGAAACCAAGGAGAAGCCAAUCAAAAGUUCUGUGUUGGACAAAUUCAAACCAGCGAACAUUUUCAGCCAUCUUGGCGUGUCAAAGAAAUACGCUGGAGAAGUGCUGUUUCAGAAAGUUAAAGAUGUGUGUCAAACAGAGAUGGCCGUGACCACAAAACAAGAACAGGGUCAAGAUGGUAAGGAGGGCGACAAACAAAGCAAGACGACGGCGGAAGGCUUCACUCUUCAUCACAGUAUUGCAUCGUUCCACUGCUGUCUGUCGCGCACAAAGAAACAGCGAGAGAACCUCAUGACCAACCUCGGUCCUAACCGACGCGCGCUGUGUGCCCGGCGAGAUCUCGAGAUGCGCCAGCAGCUCUGUAAAGUAGAUAAAGUGUUUGACCAGGCGGCCGUGUACCCGAGUCAGGUGAUGGACAUGGACCUGUGUAAACUGAGUAUUCAGUUGUUCAGGAGGGGACGGGAACACACGCCCGAGAAAAAAGACUCGUUGACACACUCGUCCUCUGUUGUACCAUGCGAAUCUUAAAAUCUUUAUGAAAACUUGUGAAUCAUGUUGUGUAUUACUUUUAAGAAAUAAAAACAUUAUUUGUGUUU
Gigantopelta aegis is the source of this 5633-nucleotide messenger RNA. Its product is annotated as zinc finger CCCH domain-containing protein 13-like. The transcript has 20 exons. The record is from RefSeq and is a predicted model, not a curated record. Gene Ontology annotation, molecular function: metal ion binding. Lineage: Eukaryota; Metazoa; Mollusca; Gastropoda; Neomphalida; Peltospiridae. Bases 52 to 5565 code for a protein of 1837 amino acids. Gene Ontology annotation, cellular component: RNA N6-methyladenosine methyltransferase complex.